AUGGGCCUCGUACACAACCCGAGUCGUCACAACCACAUCCCCAAUCCCAAUCCCAAUCCCAAUCCCAAUCCCAAUCCCAAUCCCAAUCCCAAGCACGAUCCCAAGCACGAUUACCACCGACUUAUCCGUAUAUACAUCCCAAUCCGCAUUCGCAACAACACACGGACCGCUUCAUACCUCCUCACCUAUCCCCUCAGCAACAACAACAACAACAACAACAACAACAACCAUUCACCACUUUUGCACCAGUCCGAGGGCACCUAUCACCCCAAUCUCAAACUCAAACUCAACGCCAGCCCUCCACUUUCGCGCCACCGAGAUCACACGCUCAGACGAGGAAUUUCUCGGACCCCGUGUCGCGAAUGCCACACCUAUCCCCGCAACAACAGCUCCCAUCCACCUUCGCCCCUCACACACAGACGAGAAAUUUCACCGAUCCCGUGUCGAGGUAUGAUUAUCGAGGUGACGCCUACGACGCCGUUCAAGCAGAAGCCACCCGGAACCGACAUCGAUAUCAUCAUUCGGAUCCUCCCAACGAUGCGUACAUUGAACGUGGCGAACGAUAUGAUCCUGGCGCUGUCGUGUAUUCUCAACUACCACAACAGCAAACCCAACCUCAAUCCCCACUACGACCACCACCUCAUCAUCAGACACAGUCCCAUUCCCAGUCCCAACCUAUACACGCACACGCCCCCGCAGAACAGACCCGUCAAUUCGGGUUCGACGACGACGGCCAUGCUCAUGAUCAUGAGCGUCGUCGAUAUGGAGAUGAGUAUGGACAUGGACAUGGAAGGAGGGAGAGGGAACGCGAGUAUCCGUAUGGUGGAUACGCCUCCGCGGACCAAGUUCCACCACAGCGAUAUCGUGUUCCACCCCCUCAACAUGGAUCGCCGUCUCGCGCGCAUACACAAGCUCAAGGCCGUGGACCUGGAGGUACCUAUGACUCCGAUGAGGACGAGGGCGACGUGGAAGAUAACACCUCGCCUAGGAGAGUCGAAGAUCGUGCCCGCGCCCCUGCCCGUUCGUAUAGCUCCAGUUCAAGCGAAGACGAGGAAGAGGCGGGAGGGAGGCGGAUUAGGGACGGAGAGUUUGAGAUUCUGA
Messenger RNA from Stereum hirsutum FP-91666 SS1, 1101 nucleotides. RefSeq lists its product as uncharacterized. Lineage: Eukaryota; Fungi; Basidiomycota; Agaricomycetes; Russulales; Stereaceae. The record is from RefSeq and is a predicted model, not a curated record. The coding region runs from base 1 to 1101 and encodes 366 amino acids. The transcript is spliced from 2 exons.